AUGCCUCGCGGUCGCCCAAGGAAACGCGCUGCCGCUCAGGCUCCAAGGACCAAGAGGCAGAGAAAGAAUACACCGCCAGCAUGGCAAGGUGAUACCGAUACCAAUGCCGAUGUUGACACUGAUUUUCUUGUCUGUGUGAAUGAAAACGUUGAAGAUGGCAUCGGGGAUUCUAAGGAUGGAUCUGAUUCUCAGCCAUGGGAGAGUCCGGUGAGGAAGACUGGGGAUGCAAGAGAGACCCUGAAAGCACUGCAGAACCUUAUCGAGUCUACGGAGAAAGAGGAGGAGCUGGCCAAGGCUUUUGAGAAGACAGUGAAGGACGAGGAACAACGCCUCCUUGGGAUCGUGGAGGAGAAAGCUGAAGAAGAGGAGUUCGAAGCACAAUUCGCCGAGCUUCUUACUGCAGCUCUUGCUCCAACUGGGACUGGUACUUCUGAGACAGCUCCCUUCGUUCUUGGUAACCCUGAUGAUGAACGUCUGCGGUUAGACAUCACGGCUGAUAAACAUCCUCUUUACAUCGCCUCCAAAGCACUUCUUGAUAGCACACAGGCUAUGCUGAAAGACUGCAAGAAGUACCUGAAACAGACUAAGAAGCUGCAAGUCCCUGACACACCCAAUGCCGCCUGGGAGCAGGAGCAGAGGGAGGCGAUGAGGAUUAUCUCUGCGGCCAAAGUGGCAACAGCGGCGGAAAUAGAACAACUUCUGAACGACGAGAGAGAGAAAAGGAAAAAGAAGGAUGUGAAGAAAAACAAGCAGAAACAGAAACAGGAAAAAUAUUUGGGCAGUCAUGACAGUACUAAGGAUCAGAAGCUCUCUCAUCUGCCCAGUUCUAUCGAAGGCGAAGGAGGCAAGGGUGAAUCAAUAAUUGAGAACGACGUCCGUCUUCAGCAAGUGUUGACGAUGGGUCGUCAGGCUGUGGAGAAGGAGCAUGGGAAGCGCGAAGUGUACGGAUGGGGGAAGGUAGCUUGUCAAGUUGAGAAAGCAAUGAAGGGACUUGUCAAAGCCCUUCCGGACGAGAAGGAUUGAAGAUAAGACCGGGGCUUUGGGGAUAUGUUUUAUGACUAUCUUGUUCUUCAAUGCAGGCUGUCAGGGCUUGUCUCUUGUAUUGACUGCUGAUGAAGUUGUCGGAGCGGACCUGUGGGAUCGUUUGACUGCAUUUUUAAUCCAGCAUUAAUUAUUUCUGUAUCUCUAUGCAGGAUAUGCUUAAUUAAUU
This is a messenger RNA of Monascus purpureus, 1210 nucleotides long. NCBI's taxonomy places the organism in Eukaryota, Fungi, Ascomycota, Eurotiomycetes, Eurotiales, Aspergillaceae. The record is from the annotation of a GenBank genome assembly.